AUGGGAGGUAUUCAUUCCCAGCCACUGGCUGAGAUCAGCAAAGAGGAUGUAGCAAGGCGUGUGGUAUCGUUAGGAGCAGAUUACCAGGUUUAUUCUCUGUUAGUGGAUGACAAUGGGAUUGAUGGAGACCUGUUGUCGGAAAUGGACGAAGACAUCUUCUUGGAAACUCUAGAUGACAUUGGCCUGGACAAUCCCACACAUCGUGCCAAGUUGCUGCAGGAAUUUCACAAGUGUACCAGUGGUUACACCAUUGAAGUACAAAAGCAGCAUCCUCAGCAACAACAACACAGUAUCCAGGAAGUCACCGUCGGCCGGCUUUUGCCACAGGACCAAGUACAACGACGAGAUUCCAUGCAAAACCCCACCUAUAAUGUGGAUCAUCCCAAUCGAGCCACUACGGAGGCCGAACAAGCUCAUUUGGCACCCAAUUUCUUCCAAAAACUGGACGCUGUGCCCGAAGCCACACGACCACCCAUUAGAAAGGACGACAUGGAUCGCGUGGCGUUGGUGGAAAGUUACCGAUUGCAAGAUAUUGAACCUGAUUCGGAUAUUGCCCAAAAAUUAGUAGGGUUGGUUCAAAUGGCCAUGAAUCUAUUUGAUGUCGAUCUUGGAGAUAUUACAUUUCUCAAUCAUGAAUGUCAAUACAGUCUGGCGCGAGUUGGAUUAACCGAGCCCAUGGAAGAGGCCAUUGUGGAUAAGGUCUAUGAGGUCAUCAAUCAUUCACAAGAUGGAAAACCCUUCCUCUGCAAAACAUCACGGUCUAUUGGGAUUUGCAAUUUUCCAACCUACUCGGGAGAGAGUUUUAUUGUGCCGGAUAUUGAACAGGAUAUUGCCUUUCAGUGGAUGCGGGUGGUGUGGCCAUUUCGAUGUUACCUGGGAGCACCGGGGGCUUUUUUUCCCCCCCUUUUCCGACCGGCGGCCCCCCCCCCCCCCCCCCGGUCCUUUCUGUUUUUUUUGGGUUUUUGGGGGCGUUUUUUUUUUUUUUUUGGUUUUUGA
Molecule: messenger RNA, 996 nt
Organism: Seminavis robusta
Lineage: Eukaryota; Bacillariophyta; Bacillariophyceae; Naviculales; Naviculaceae
Source: the annotation of a GenBank genome assembly